This is a messenger RNA of Stylonychia lemnae, 2364 nucleotides long. The record is from the annotation of a GenBank genome assembly. NCBI's taxonomy places the organism in Eukaryota, Ciliophora, Spirotrichea, Sporadotrichida, Oxytrichidae.
AUGCACCCAGUUGCUGGUGGUAUGUCAAUUUUUAGCAGAGGAAAUCUGCUUGAAGGAGCUUACGAUUAAUUUGCAAAUUCAUAACAGAGCAAUAGAUAUGCUUAGUCUUCUAAUUCAUAAGAAAGUAAUUAUGAAUAAGUUGUUAAUCAUAAUCCCAAUAUGGAUUAUAAAAUACCAACUCACCUGAAUAGUAACUUAGUAAGUCCUAGAUUAUUUGUAAUAGAGAGCUAAAGAUAGAAUUUAGCACUAGACAAUAAGAUAAGUGGACCUGCUUCAAAUUUAAGUCCAAGGCUUUUAUCGACUUAGGGUGAUUUAGAACUAGAUAGAUUAGGUGUCGAAAGUUCAAUCUAUAAUGAGAGGAACAAUAGAAACAGCAAUAAUAUGCUCUUUUAAUAGGAUCCAAUGAAGAGAUAGUAGAAUUAAAAUUUGUACACUUUCAAUUAAUCUUCUGGUAGAGGGACACUUAAUGACCAGAAUUAUAUUCAUAUGAUGACGUUACAAGAAGUUAUAAAGGAAUCAGAGGAAAGAGUAAAAAAAGAAACUGAAGCUAAACUUAUGAGCAAAAUUAGUGAACUUGAAAAGCGCUCGUAAUAUCUUGAUAGAAGUCUAGAACUUAUUGAAGAUAUGAAAAAGAAAUUUCAGCAUGUGGAGAAUUAAUCUAAUGAUUAUAAUGAUUUACUGCUUAAGUACAACAAUUUACUUUAUGUAUAUAACUCGCAAGGACUUAAGAAGAGCAAUACUUCGAAGCAAACUUUGAGUUCAAUUAAUAACAUAUCUCAUUAAAACAUGAGGAGUAGUCCUAUUAGACUAGGAUCGGCAACAAUUCUUGACUAUACUAACAUUACCACUUAAAAUGGAAUCAGUUUACUAUAAGAAUAAAAGGAAAAUAACUUGAAUUAUCAAGAAUUCAAACAGAAAUAAUUGGAAUUAUAGAAUCAGGCACUCAAAUAAUAAAAUGAUAAGCUGCAAUCAAAAAUAGAUAUACUUAAAUAAGAUCAAUUUAGGAAAAAAUCAGGCAGUAGAAAAAGUUCGCCAAAGAUUAAUACAUUAAGAAAUAAUAGAAUGAGAUCUCUAGGUGGACUUAGCAAGGAUAGGUAACAAUCUCUAUAUCCAUUGAGUAAAUCAUAGGAAAAUCUUUCCACAGCAAUAUCCAACCGGAAAAGACAUGCAUAGUCAAAGGUUUUGACUCUUAAUAACCAUCACUCGACUCAAAUAAAUCGAAAUAAUAAUGAAAGCAGCUCUAUUGAGAUCUAAACGUUUUAGAAGGAAACUUUUGUUACUCUGCACAAAAAGAUUGACAAAUUGGAGAAAGAGAAAAAGCAACUAAAGAUACAACUUAAGAGUCAAAGAAUAAAAGCUUAAGAUAUUAAUUAUGACGCAGCAAGAGUAUCACUUUAAUGUUGUUGUGAAAAUCUGAAAAUAAUUUAUGAAGACAGAGCUCAAUCUUUGGAAAAGAUAGCUGAUCAUUGGAAAGAAAAAACUUAACUUCUUGUCGGCAAAUAUUAUAAAUCCCUCUAGCUAGUAAGAGAGGAUUAAUUGAAACUCAGAACCACAACAAUUGAGGCAGUAGAGUAACUUAGAUCUUUUCAAGAAAAGUUGGUUUCAGAGAUAAUGUCGAGGCAGGGAGAGAUAGCAGUUUAUUAUGAAAAGAAAGUUAAAAAACUGGAGAAAGAGAACAAAUAACUUAGCAAAAGAGUUGUGAAAGCAAAUUACACUAGUUCACUGUUAGAUUAAUCUAUUCAUGAAGGUUUUAUCCAUUAGGAGUAGACCAACUUCUUGGAUCUCUCUGAUCUAAAUGAGUCACUUUAUGAGAUUGAUCAUUCUAUGAGUCGAAAAAAUACCAGAGUUAUCUCAGAUCAUAUAAGAUAGCAGCAAGUCUAUUCUCCCAUCCUCUCCGAAGAAGAUGAAGACAAUACAUUGGGAAAUGGAGCAGGCAAUGAAGUUUUUAUAUAUCCAGUGGAUGACUUCAACUCUCAUUCACUGCUUAAGUUAAAGAGUGCCAACCUUGUUGUAGGAAUAGAUGAAGAUAAGUCAUUCAGCAUUGGUGCUCCUGAGUCCCCUUAUUUAAACAACUAGAAAACAUAUAGUUUCAUUUAGACCACUAACAGUACUCAGAUUUACGAUAGAUCUCCUCGAUAAGGCCAAUAAUAACACGAUUAACUUGAGUAAUCUGUUAAGAAAAAUUCUAAGAAAUAAAAAUCAAAUAAAAAGGUUACAUUCAGAGAUUAGGUCAUAAAAGGAUCAAGAUUAUACGAUGAAAAAUCUAUAGAAAAAAUCUUGAUAAGAUCCUGCACAUGUUGUGGACCCUUAUUGCCUGAAGAUUGCGAUUCAGGCAAAGUAUCCUGCUCCUGCUUAAUUUUUUGA